AACAUUCAAGCUCUACGUUGUCAACACCUUUAUGUAAGAAAAUGCCAUCAAAAGCGUAUUUUUUACUUGUUUUGCUGUUCGUCGUAGGAAGUGCAGAUAACAAACAAUCGGAGAAAGCUGAAUUCACUACACAAUUGGAGGAUUCACAACAUAGCGGCAUUGAAAGACAUCGAUAUAAAAGGGGUCUUUUUGGAGUUGAAGAUCUAUACUUCCGGCAAUAUUUCCAAGAUAAAGGACUUCUUCAAAACUACAUAAACGCCAGAACACCAGAUGGAAGAAUAACAAACUGGAGGUCGUUGGGCGAUGGAUCAACUUCAUACACUGAUGCCAUUCGAAGAUCUACAAAUUAUUAUAAAGUUCAAGCAGAAAGUGGUCAAAAUGUGGAUGGCCAGUUGAGACGUGUUCAACAGAUUGUAGAUGACCGGGUCGCCCGAGCUAGCCGUUACGGAGGUCCAGAUCGAGGACAUAACCAUGCGAUCAACAACUGGCGAAAUGGACAGGAACAAAUUCAAGGAGGCCAGCGGACCUACUGGAACAGGUGUGGUCGGUCCAAUGGGCGCAAGAAAAGAGGAAUCGGUGCAUUAUUCCGUGGCAUUGCACGUCUCUUAGGUCGCCGAGGUUUAAGACGUACACGUACUGGAUUUAGACGUACAAGCACUGUCAGAAGAAUGAGAUGUUGAUCAAGAGAAGAAUGAGACUUUGAGUCUUAAAACAUUGCUAGAAGCUUAUGCAUUAACAAAUAAAAAACAAUACUUAUG
Molecule: messenger RNA, 758 nt
Organism: Saccostrea echinata
Lineage: Eukaryota; Metazoa; Mollusca; Bivalvia; Ostreida; Ostreidae
Exons: 5
Coding region: 42-680 (212 amino acids)
Source: RefSeq, a predicted model, not a curated record